This is a messenger RNA of Theileria equi strain WA, 1848 nucleotides long. Its product is annotated as TBC domain containing protein. NCBI's taxonomy places the organism in Eukaryota, Apicomplexa, Aconoidasida, Piroplasmida, Theileriidae. The record is from RefSeq and is a predicted model, not a curated record. Bases 1 to 1848 code for a protein of 615 amino acids. The transcript has a single exon.
AUGACUAAUAAAAAUAUAGAUAGUAGAAUUCGCCGAUCAACCCAAGGAAAUGAUGAUUCAACGUCAAUAUGCCUGGAUACUCAGUAUAUAGACACAUCAAUUGAUAAAAAGAGACCCAAAGACGUUGCACGUCGAUCGGAGGAUACCGGAGUAUCCAUUGGCAAUUCAUCCUCUGCUGAUGCAUCUACAGAUGGCUCGGUAUCUGGCAAAUUCAUUCCAAAGAAAUUGAGUAUAUUCCCUUUGAAGAAACUCGAGGCUCAAAAUGGCUCAUGGUUUGACGUUUUUGGGUUUGGAAAAUCUGUUUUGCAGACUCCUAUAUAUGGUCUGGCCAUUCCUCAGUGCAGCUGCGAAAGAGUACCUUCAAAUCCCCUGCUCUAUAACAUCGAGGAGGCUAUAAAGGGAAAGUCAAAGUUAAAGGGUAUUCCUAAACAAGUAAAGGGAGAAAGGUGUACUAGAUUUAAUCAGUGGUGGCUAAAAUGUUGUCAGUCUGCGGUUUUCAAACAAAGCGGUAUUUAUUGGACCCUUAUACAUUUGCUUGAAGUCAAGGUAAAUGUAGAUGGUAAAGAAUCGGCAGUUUGUGACCUGGUAUUAGGAGGAAGGACAACAUUGGCGAUUGAACUAGAUAUUAGGAGAACAUACCCUUCUCUUAGAUUUUACAAUAAAUAUGGCCGUUCCAUGCUAAGGAGGAUUUUAAUGGCGUACGCAUUCUUCGAUCCAGAGGUUGGCUAUGUUCAGGGAUUAAACUUUAUAGUGGCCAAUCUUUUAUGGCACUCUAGUGAAGAACAAGCGUUUUGGGCCUUGAUUUCCCUCAUGUACUUAUACGAUCUCAGACCAAUGUUUUUACCCGGACUUCCUGGUGUUUUCAAGAGGUGUGAAAUUUUGGAGCAUGUGAUGGCUAAACACCUCCCAGCAUUGCAUGCUCAUUUGAGAAAUGUUGGAGUUCACAUUCCAAUGAUUUCUUCAGACUGGUUUAUGACGCUCUGUGCAAACUCUAUUCCAAUAAAGCCACUUGGACGUCUUUGGGAUUCGUUCUUUUCUGAAGGAUGGGUUACAAUUUUUAGAUUUAUAAUUUUUAGACUUCGACAGUUUGAAAAAUACUUGUUAACAAUGUCAGAUAUCGCCGACAUAAUGAAGGUGAUAAAGUAUGGAAAUACGAACAUAACUGAACGAUGGAGUUUUACGGAUUUUAUCCCAGGGUUCGGAUCAAAUAUAAAUAAAAAGAAGCUGGAGUUGAUAAAUGCUGCGUAUUCGACAAACGUUGAAAAUUUAACGAAUGAUCCAAAUAGAAAUUCAAACGAAAACGACUGGCUAUCAAUUGUGGAAGAAUCUCUAAGCUGCAAUGUUGAAGCAAGUUAUAUUGAAGAACUAGAUCUCACGAACUCAGAGAUUUUAUAUCAUGAUUGCACGCACGUUCCUAUAGACUCAUUUGACUCUGUACUUGGUCUUACAUCGCAAACAUCACGUGACGAACCAGUUGCCACUCCAAUGUCUGACAAUCUUUUUUAUAAAACUCCUGUAAAUGAUAAUUCCCCUGAAAGAGAUCCUGAGUUUAUGGAAGCCCAUUCUAACGAGGAAAAUAGCGAUACUCAAGAAUACGUGGAUACUUUUGGCGUCCAUUUGGAUACUGAAGCUGAAAUGGACGAUAGAUUAAUAUCAAAGCUCCAGAAUAAACAUAUUCACGAGGCUGAAACACACGAUGGCCUACCUAUACAUUUGUUGGAGGAAAAGGGUCUUGGGGAUGUUGCAAAGAAGUUAACAAAUCUUGCAAAUUCAUUCAAGGCUCAAUUAGCCGCAAUUGGAGUUUCAAACGCAUAUUCUCUACACCUUCGUGCACUUCACGAUGAAUAA